AUGUUAGCGUCCAUUCCACAAAUGGAAGCGCUUCACUCUCUGCCUCGGAACCCGGACGUUCCAAUGCGACAACCCUCGGCCGAAGACCUGGAUGCCGCGCAGCAGUUGAUCUCCUCGGCUCAAGCCGGCCGUGAGCACCUGGCAGAACACUACCGUGAGGAUCAGGCCAUUCAAGGGUCUAGUCAACCAGGAUCAGAUCGAUGGAUUGGACACGGACCAGCCGAGAUUCCGGCCGAUACAAUGUCGCCCAAGGGCCAAAAGGACACACCAUUCUUAGGACACUCGUGCAGUAAUUGCGGCACGAAAAGCACCCCACUCUGGCGUCGCUCGCCAACGGGUGCGAUGAUUUGUAAUGCCUGCGGUCUCUACCUCAAGGCUCGCAACGUUGCCCGCCCCACAAAACGGAAUCGCAUGCAAUCUGAGGGAGCCGAAAAGGUGCCGCCUCCUACCACGACCCACUCGGCGGGCUGCACGCCAUCUGAAGGGGGUGGUUGUAAAGGAUCCUGCCCGGGUGGGGGAAGUUGCAAUGGUACUGGUGGUGCCGAGGGAUGUGAUGGGUGUCCAGCCUACAACAACCGCAUCUACAAGUCCGCUCCCCGAGGGACGGCUGCAAUCCAAUCUUCGUGGGGACGUCCGUCGGUGCAGGAGCCUGAACCGGUACAACCAGACGAGCCGGCCGUCAAGCCUCCUCCCGUCGAUGGCAACAACACAUUAGUAGCGUGUCAAAACUGCAGUACAACUGUGACUCCUCUGUGGCGUCGCGAUGAACAGGGCCAUCCGAUUUGCAAUGCCUGUGGACUGUACUAUAAGCUGCACGGAUGUUAUCGCCCCACAAAUAUGAAGAAGUCUAUCAUCAAACGUCGAAAACGUGUAGUUCCCGCUCUACGAGAUCAAUCCCCCACUGCAGCCACCCUCUCAUCUAAUGGCUCAUCCGCCUCCCCAGAAGCCUCGCCCGCUACCCUGCCGCACGGCCAUGAAGACCACUACCGCUACAUGAGCAGCGAGCCGGCGGAUCACUACCAAAUGAUACCUGGAAAAAUGGAAGACGCACCCCGACCCUUGCCUUUCGCGCCACCCCCAGUCGACUUUACUGGCUAUGACGCCCCCAUUCCUCACGGUCUGCCAAUUGCCCACAGUCUGCCAAAACCACUGGGCGUGGAGCGACUGGGGCAUUCGCCCGUCUCUCAGUACGGCCGACGGUCUGCAUCCCCCAAUUCCAUCAACCUCCCCAAAAAGCGAACAUUGGCCGAGACGACGGAAGUGUUACCAGCCCCCACCACCCUGGAAGGAGGCUCAAAUCAACUACCUCCAAUCAUGUCCUCUGCCAAUCCAACUCCGCCUGGCCGCCUCAGCUCUAUUUCCUCCAUUUUGAACCAAUCGGACUCUCGAGGCGAGUCUCGCCCCGAUCCCAACAUGGCUCGUCCUCAACAUCUCCAUCCCUCUGUCUCUCCUUCUCCCCACCCACAUCAGCAUCUCCCCGGCAUUGCAUCUCUGGGUGAUUCAGUCGAUCGCCGUGCGCGACUGGAACGCGAAGCGGAGCAAAUGCGCGAGAUGCUCCGGGCCAAAGAGCGUGAAUUGGCGGAGAUGAGACGGUAG
Molecule: messenger RNA, 1596 nt
Organism: Penicillium salamii
Lineage: Eukaryota; Fungi; Ascomycota; Eurotiomycetes; Eurotiales; Aspergillaceae
Source: the annotation of a GenBank genome assembly